Clupea harengus (Atlantic herring) is the source of this 2036-nucleotide messenger RNA. Its product is annotated as G-protein coupled receptor 4-like. The transcript has 4 exons. The record is from RefSeq and is a predicted model, not a curated record. The coding region runs from base 404 to 1342 and encodes 312 amino acids. Lineage: Eukaryota; Metazoa; Chordata; Actinopteri; Clupeiformes; Clupeidae.
UGGGGGUGAACCUUCAGCUAUGUCUUUGCUUCACAGAAUGUAACCAAUGUUGUCCAUCUCCAGUAGGCCGCCGCUAUCAACGACUUUGGGCCCCACAAACCACCAGAAUGCAGGGCACAACAUGGAUCUUCAAUUGGAAAUGGCAUCAGUGACAUCAUGACAUCAGUUUUACUUCUACCAUCCUUGUGAACUGAAGCCAGAAGGCUGUAGUGAGUCCCCUGUGAGCACAUCCAGGACCUUCUGUGAGGCUUGUGGAGUGUGUUUAUACUCACUGGAGGUCUUUUCACAGACCAAUUCACCAGACACAGCUGGGAGAACUGUAUACAGCUCAAAUUGGUGUGAAGACUGACGAGAUGUGGUGAUGCGUGGUGUGUAAAUAUCUUCCCUGAAAGGCUCCUCAUUGAUGCAUUCAUCAGGACACAGCUGGGAGAGUCUUCUGCAGACAAAGAGUCCAACUGAAAUGGAGGAACUUCACAACCAGACACCAGAAUACAACAACACUGGGCCUACAGUGAUUUUGGAUCACUUUUACAACAUCGCCCUGAUCGUUCACUGUCUAAUUUUCGCUGUUGCACUCCCUGUAAUAAGCAUGGCUAUUUAUGGAUUGCUCUCUCAAGUCGAAACCAAUUAUGUUGCUCCUGUGUAUGUUAUAAACCUCUUAAUUUCUGAUCUGAUUCAAAUUUCUGCCAGAAUGAUUUUGGGUGUAUUAAGAAAAAUGCAUUUGCUCAAAGAUAUGUUUACAUUCAAGUUGAUCUACAUGUUUGGUGUGGGACUUAACAUAUGCUUCAUGGUGUGUAUAUCUGCAGAGAGAUAUGCAAUGAUCGCUCACCCUGUUAGGUACCGAAAUAUGCGAAACAUGAGGACAUCAGUGUUUGUGUCUGUCGCUGUUUGCAUAUUGUCUGUCACCUUGACCACCACAAGCAUCUAUUUGUUGGAGGUUGUGCUUGUGGUUUUGCUGCUGCCUUACCCCCUGGUGGUGUUCUUUUUUAUGGGGACAUGGAAGGCCCUCUCCAGGACAUCAGUACCUCGUAAUGACCAGAGACAGAUUAUGGCAAUCCUGGGUCUUGUUCUUUGUAUUUACACCAUCUUAUUCCUACCUUAUAUAGUGUGGUUGAUUAUUGUUGAUAUAAAAUUAUCAUCUGUAAAUAUUGAUCACACUUCUAGCCUUAAGUGGAGAAUUUUUUGUGGAAUCCUCGUGGCAUUGAACCCCCUAUUUGAUUCUCUACUUUAUGUGCUCAUGCGGAAGGAUGCUAAAUAUAUCUUUAGUGCUCUUUUCUGCUGUUUUUAUAAGAGACGUGAAGAAAACACAGAUCCAACUAAUGUGACAGAAGCCCAAGUCUAGGUUAAAGGAGCUGUCUGUAGCCCAGACAUAAUGCGUUUUGUUGAAUGAGCCACAAAGAAAUGGACCCGCCAGUAGAAGAACCAACCCUAAUACACCUCAGGCUUAGGAAUUAUCAACAAAGCCAAGCCAUGUUUAAUAAAAAUGUAAUAAAGAUGUAUGCCUGCUGAAACUGCUUAAAAGUAAAAUAACAGAAUCAACAAACAACCAUUGAUAGAGUAAGACAUGCUGUGCUAAAAAUGUGCUUGAGUGAAAUGUGCGAGGCAGAGCAGAAAGAACAGGCUGGGUCCGGAAAUGUACGUUGGGGCCUUGAGUGUCAUUGUGAAAUAUGCAAAUAGAGAUAACAGGGAACCAGUAGGGGAGGGGGAGGACAUGUAUGUUGCAAGCAAGACUCUAGCCACCAAUAGAGAAAUGGCUUACCUAAUAUGGGGAAAACUGUAGCUUACACAGCUGCAAAAAGUAUAAAAAGGGAGCACGCAAGUAGCUCGCUCUCUGACUUUGGUGGAAACUUCUUUGGUGGAGAUUCUAGCCUCAUACGAUAGAGCUGAGUGAAGACUGUUAGAAUACCACGUGGACGAGUGGACUCUCUUUAGUUAGAAACCUGGUUUGAACAGGAGGUACAUUUAUCUGAAUAGUAAAGAAGUUAACUUUUGCUUAUAUUGUUGUACUCAUUGUAAUAGAACUUUGAGAAGCUUUU